Lachancea thermotolerans CBS 6340 is the source of this 1524-nucleotide messenger RNA. It is a transcript of the gene UTP15, whose product is annotated as snoRNA-binding rRNA-processing protein UTP15. Gene Ontology annotation, molecular function: protein binding. Gene Ontology annotation, cellular component: nucleolus. Lineage: Eukaryota; Fungi; Ascomycota; Saccharomycetes; Saccharomycetales; Saccharomycetaceae. Bases 1 to 1524 code for a protein of 507 amino acids. The transcript has a single exon. Gene Ontology annotation, biological process: positive regulation of transcription by RNA polymerase I; rRNA processing. The record is from RefSeq and is a predicted model, not a curated record.
AUGUCUUCUAGUCGGCCCAGAGCUACGCUGGUGCGUGCUCCGGUCUUACCGGAGCAAACUACUCCUGAACAAAGGUACUGGAGAUCAUAUGGUUCAACUCAACUGGUCAAAGAGCACAACAGUGUGACAAGCAUCUCUUUCAACCCUACGCACCCCAAUGACUUCGCGAUCACUUCUUCCACAAGAGUCCAGCUGUUCUCUUCUCGUACAAGGCAAGUGAUAAAGACGUUCUCGCGAUUCAAAGACGUUGUAUAUUCAGCCUCGUUUCGCCAGGAUGGUAAGCUUUUGGCAAUGGGAGAUGCUACAGGACGUGUGUCUAUCUACGACUCCUACAACCCUCGCACCCAACUUGUAUCGAUAGCUGCAUCGUCGCAUCCUACGCACGUUGCCAAAUUUCACCCAGCAGACAGUAGGACGUUGGUUACGGCGAGCGAUGACCGUGUUGUCAGAGUCUGGGACAUAACUCAAGCUCAAGAACCGCAAGUGGAGCUUACGGGAGCCGCGGACUACGUACGGAGUGUGUGCAUGGUCCCGCAAGCGCCGCAUCUGGUUGUCACUGGUUCGUAUGACGGCUUCGUGAGACUUUUCGAUACCAGAAGUAACGAGGCAGCAACCACCUUGGUGCAAGGCAUGCCAGUCGAGGAUGUAAUUGCUGUUUCACCUACACAGCUUGUUUCCUGCGGAGGCCCCAAAUUUAAGGUAUGGGAUCUGACUGCGCAAAGGCAGCUGUUGGAGAGAGUAAAUUUUGCAAAGACUGUGACGUGCCUAGACCAUGUUGAGCUGAUGGAAGACUCUCCUAUGAGCUCUACACUUGUGGCAUCGUCAUUAGAUGGCCAUGUCAAGGUUUUUGACCCACUGGACGGAUACAAAGUCAAGUUUGGCUGGAAGUUCUCGUCCCCAGUCCUCAGUUGCGCUGUCUCUCCAGGAAAUGCUCAAGGCAACAAGCAUCUUGUUGCUGGUUUGUCUUCUGGUCUGUUGGCUAUCAGAACAAAGAGAAGGGCAGAAAAGAGCGAGAAAAUCGAUAUUGAAAAGGUUGCUAAGAGCUCCAACUUUCAAAGAAUGAUGAGAGGCUCGGAAUAUGCAGGCGACCAAGAGCAUAUUAUACACAAUGAUAAAACGAGACCUCAACGUAAGCUUCGGGCAUUUGAGCGUCACAUGAACCAGUUUAAAUGGGCAGAGGCCCUGGAUGCUGCAUUUGUAUCCGGAAUGGCUAAAGAGUUAACGCUCACAGCAUUGCACGAGCUUCGUAGAAGAGGUAAGAUUAGAGUUGCGCUGAUAGGAAGAGAUGAAUCCUCACUCGAACCCUUGCUAAAUUGGUGUUUACGCGGUAUCGAAGACGUCAGAAGCGCCACUGUUGUAGCGGACUGGGUGGCAGUGGUUCUCGAACUUUACGGCGACUUGAUUGCCAAAUCUUCUGUUUUAGAGGAAAUGAUCGUGGCACUCAAAGACAAAGUCAAGCAGGAGGUCCACCGUGCGGAGGAAGCGCAGAAAAUCGAGGGGAUGCUGCAACUACUGGUGAGUUAA